Molecule: messenger RNA, 708 nt
Organism: Paramecium octaurelia
Lineage: Eukaryota; Ciliophora; Oligohymenophorea; Peniculida; Parameciidae
Source: the annotation of a GenBank genome assembly
AUGGCCAGAAUCAAAUGUGGAAAAUAAUAAUAAAAACAACCUCCUCAAUAGACUUACUAACAAUAGUAACCUGUUCAAUAACAGCCCAUUCAAAAAAAUAUCAAAAAGAUUAAAUAAGCACCAUCUGAAGAAAGAAUUAUUGAGAGGAAACCCUCUCCACAAUAGUUUUUAGAGAAAAGAACCAGAAGGGAACAAUAACUGCAAAGUGUUAAAAAGAAAAUUAGAUAGCCCUUUAGUAUUGAUUUGAAAUUUAUUAUUAAGAUUAAGGAUUUUACCCAGAAGUUCCUAAUUUAUAAUUUCCUAAUCAAUUACUAGAUUGUUUGGUUAAAGUGAUUUGCUCUUUCGGGAACAGUGCCAAACUAACUUAGAUAAUAAAAAACUUAAGUUUAUUUUACACAAAUGAAGUUCAGGAGGAAGUAGUAAAUUUAGUUUUAGCUGAAUCAGAGGAAUCUGGAGCCAUUUAUGAACUGGAAGGAAAAUUCAAAGUUACUAAUGCUCUUAUUUAAAAAGUAAGUAGUUCAAGUCAGUUUUAGCCUUUGUUACAGAAGAAUGACUAACUUGGAUCAAAAAUGAAGCAUGAAGAUAUCGAUGAUAAUGAUCAGUUCCAUUCACUUUCAAAUAAUCAUGCUCAAUGUAUAUAUCCUAUAUAAAUCUUAAGAGGAUCAGGAAAUAGAAGAUGAACUUAAUCAAUUUAGACAAUAUAAUUGA